This is a messenger RNA of Candoia aspera, 1804 nucleotides long. It is a transcript of the gene UBTD1, whose product is annotated as ubiquitin domain containing 1. The transcript has 3 exons. Gene Ontology annotation, molecular function: protein binding. The record is from RefSeq and is a predicted model, not a curated record. Lineage: Eukaryota; Metazoa; Chordata; Lepidosauria; Squamata; Candoiidae. The coding region runs from base 405 to 1088 and encodes 227 amino acids.
GGACUAUCCUCUUCCUGGCGGGGCGGGGCUUGAGCUCUUGCCGACGAGUCACAUGCUUACCUGGAGAAGGAGGAGCCCAGAAGUGUCUCCCAGGGCCGCGGGACUCUUUCCCGGCUCAGAGGUCUCUGUGGGGUGGUAGUUGUAGUACUGUAACGACGAAUAUUAGAGUCCCUGCGCCUGGCUGGUGUGGAUCUCGCUUAAACAGUACGGAGCCGGUUUACGGGCUUCCUUUCUUCCAAGGAAAACCCGAGGAUCUGAAGUGCGGAGGAGAAAGCCCCAACCUCGCCUCACAAAGUUUGUGCAUCCGGAGGGCGAACUGGGAUCCUGCCUCAUGCAGAGCGAGAGAGCCCUGAGCCGGGCUCAGGCACGUAGGUCCUUUGAAGUUGCACCCUGGGGCUGCGGCCAUGGGCAGCUGCGUGGGAAGACAACGCAGAGAGGGGCAGAUCACCUCAGGAAACCCACGCAAGCGAGCAGGUCGUAAUGAACCUCUAAAAAAGGAUCGCCCCAAGUGGAAGAGCGAUUACCCAAUGACGGAUGGGCAACUAAGGAGCAAGCGGGAUGAAUUCUGGGAUACAGCACCUGCCUUUGAGGGACGCAAGGAGAUUUGGGAUGCACUCAAGGCUGCUGCCUAUGCUGUGGAGGCAAAUGAUCAUGGGCUAGCACAAGCCAUUAUCGAUGGUGCUGGAGUUACCUUGCCUCAUGGCUCACUUACUGAGUGCUAUGAUGAAUUGGGUAACCGAUACCAACUUCCUGUAUACUGCCUGGCACCACCUAUUAACUUGAUUAUGGAGUGGAGUGAGGAGGAGGGUGCAGAACCUCCAGACCCAGCACCCAACAGCCGCCGUGAAUUCCCACUGAAAGUACGCCUCUCAUCUGGCAAGGAUCUGCGUCUGAAUGCCAGCAUGACAGACACAAUUGGACAACUUAAGAAGCAACUCUAUGCCCAGGAAGGACUAGAGCCUGCAUGGCAACGCUGGUUUUUCUCUGGCAAGUUACUGACAGAUAGGACCCGCCUGCAGGAGACCAAAAUCCAGAAAGACUUCGUAAUUCAAGUAAUUGUCAAUCAACCCCCUACACCAAGGAACUGAGCUAGAGAUAGUUGGUGUGGCCUCCAGUCUGACCCAGAGACUGAGCAGAAACCUGUGACAGCAGGUGUCUGUUCUGUGCAUCUAGAGAAGCAGAUGGUGUCCUUAAAAGCAGGCUGGCAGAGUCUGCCAUAGCCUUUGAAAAGUUGCACAUGCUCACUUGCUGCAGGACACAGUCAACAAGCUGGGCAAUAGCACAGAUGUGUAAUGUUCAAAGUGGUUUCUGUCUCAUGACCAUCUGGCUAGUUUUUACCUUCCCCAAACUCCAAAGAGCUAGAAAUACCCAUUUCUAGGCUUGGCUGGCACCAAAACAAUGCCUCCUUCCUUUCCCUUCAACUCCAGUCCAGUUGGAGCUGCCCACACUGAAAUGAUGGAUUGUGGGCCUAGUCCUUUUCAGGGACUCAGUGUAGCUCCUGCCAUUUGAGUACUGAAAAGCUUUUAGAGAGAGCAUGAGACCAAAGUGUCUGUCCCAUGAGGGACUACUGCCUCAGGCCCAAAAUAAAUAAAUAAAUCACCAAGGCUGAUUCCCCAUAUCUAGGCUUUUGCUUAUACUGAGGUUGGCCCUGUUUUAUUCAUCAAGGAUGAUUGUACCAUAACUCAGCUCAUCCUAAACCUAUGGACAGCCCCUCAUCCAGAUAAGGUGUGAUAUGUGGAGAAUGGAGGAUGGAUCAUAUAUGUGGGUCCUAGUGUAAUUUAUCAAUAAAAUCUUUUUCCAACUA